Messenger RNA from Spirodela intermedia, 3909 nucleotides. The record is from the annotation of a GenBank genome assembly. Lineage: Eukaryota; Viridiplantae; Streptophyta; Magnoliopsida; Alismatales; Araceae.
AUGGGCUCUAUUUGCUGCUGUUUGCACGAUGACCCAGAGGAUUACACGCAUGUUGCCUCCCCUGUCCACAGACGCUGCAUCUUCUUCAGAUGCCUAUCUGCACAACUUUUACGCCUGGUAAAAUUAAUUUUUUCCUUUUUAUUGUUGUUGGUCUUUAUGUGGUAGCAACGCUGGAAAUAAAUAACCUGUCUUCACCUGUAAUGAACACGGUGUUUCGUUACUCUGGUAGAGAAAGUAUCAUUUCUUGAAUUUUUUAGUUUUCUCGGACUCAUACAGGAUCUACUCUGUAUAUGUUAUUCCAUUGUCUCAUGUAAAUUAUGAAGCAAAGAUAUGGCAUCGUUAACCAGAGGAAAAGGUAGAAUCUAUGCUAUGAACCGAUGUCCAUUUUUGCAUCUGAUUUAUAGCCCAAUAUGAAAUGCCGGGGGUCAGAACCUGGUACCAACGUUUAUCAUUGUGGAACGAUUAAGAAUCUGUCUUAGAAAAUGAAAUCGUAUAAGCCACUAAGGGUGAAUUAAGGGUAACCCUAGUGAUUUACAUGUGCAUCGUAUAAGCCGCUCAUGGAUCAUAGUUUAUCCAUCUUUCAACAUAUUUUGGCUUUAAAAGUUGGAUUUCCAUCAAUUUGGUGCAUUCAUCGCAAUGGCAAAAGAUUUAAAUAUUCGUGUCUGGGGUAUUGUCUGAAUUUAGUCCAGACAUGGAGUUGCCAGUAAUUUCAACUUUUUCUUCUAAAGAUAGCAUGCUUACUAAAAGUACUCUGCAAAACAUCUGGAAAUUCACUGUAUGUAUCUUUUUAAAGGGCCAGAAAAAAGUAAGAGAAAUUCGACUAAGUUUUACAUUUGAGAUAGUGCUUGUCGAUUUUGAUGGUUAAGUAAAACACUAUGGUCUCAUAAUGCUUAAAAGAAAGUCGUGAAUUGGGAAGAACUUUCCUCUUUACGGGUAAGACCCUAAGGAGUAAAAGCUUGCAUUUUCAAUAUCUUUUGAUUUCCAUUUUUGUACACAAGUUUCCCUAGUCAUCUAGCUAUAUUACUGUAAGGUGGUUGAUGCUUCCAUUUCUGUAAUUACUUGUUUUCAGUACACUGCUCUUUUCCAAAGGGAAGAAAUACACGCCAUCUAUUCACCUGAACAUGGAACUUCUACGGUGUCUGGAGAAGGAGAUGGUUCUAUCUCAGAUACAUAUCGUCCUCCUCCAUGGCCUUUAGCCUACGAUGAUCCUAGAUGCUCUCCUUUACAUCAUGGAUUCGCUCGACAUGAUAAAUCCUCAAGCCAUUUCUAUGAAGAACCAGAACCACUCAGACGGAGAUUGUAUGACUCUGACACGGAAUCUGCUGCAAUGACUGACAAGCAGAAUGUUUCUGAUAGUGUAGGAGAAUCCAAACUAAGCCUUUCUGAGUCAUCAGUGGACCAGACAGCGCGAUAUCUCUCAAGUGAAGUAACAUACAUAUAUCCGUCAUUUGAGGAUGAAGAUUCGUGCCCAAUUUGUCUUGAAGGUAUAUGGAUAUAAGUUUUUUAUAUAUUUAUUUUUAGGUAGUAAUUGAAUUUCUAUUACUUCAUAUAGUUAUUCGUCAUCUUUUUAAUCACAAUUGUAAGACGUACCUGGCAUUCAUUACAUCGAGGUAAAGUGGGUCCUACAAUUGUGUCGGAAUUCAUGUCUGAAGUAGCUAAAGUAGCUAACGUUCAGAAAAUUCCUAGGUCCAGACAGCCCUCGAGUAGCUAAAGUUCCUCGUUUCUGCAGCAAGAUGGAGUCUAUCCUAAUGGUACAAGAUGAAGAUCAUACAAUUACAUAAUUUCUCCAUUAAUUAAAAUCAACCAUAUGUAAAAACUGUUUAUUGCUGAUGCUUAUUUCUAUCAGCAUGUAGCUUUGUAUGACAUAUGACAAAGGAUUUUUUAUUGCAUACUCUUUCUCCAGAGUCUGAACGUUACGAAUACCAUUUUUACUGUUCAAUCCGCUGAUCUGGAUCUUGUUGUGGACAUCUGAAUUAUUGUUUUCAGAUGUUACGUUAGUUAAGUUUUCUCAUGUGCGCAAGUCAAUCCAAAUCUGGGUCCUGGAAUGUAAACAAGUUAAUGCUAGAGGACGUAACGUAAAUAGCUAUUUGGUGUCGGUUUACACUGGGUAUCAGUAACCUCGUUCGAUAAAUUUCUGCCCUUUUUUUUUGGUGUUUCAUGGAAGGGAGUGUAAUAUCUUCCAACUGACGGUCCACCAGAAAACAUCUGAAGAGUCUGCUAAAGAAUUUCAACCUACCAGCCAACUAGCUGACAAUACCAAAUAUCCUUUUAUUAUUAUUUUUGGAAGGCCCAGCUUGGGCUCAAACGAAUCCUGCGUCUGAAUUAUCAUGAUAGAACAAAUUUACCAAAAAACUAUGAGCAGUUAAUUGGAAAAUUUUCCUACAUGGUGCUGGUGUGUGAAUUUUUCCCCCUUGAUUUCUUUUGCAGAGUAUACUCCUGAGAACCCCAAGAUAUCCAUGCAAUGUUCUCAUUAUUUCCAUCUUGGUUGCAUAUAUGAAUGGAUGGAGAGAAGUGAUGCAUGCCCUGUCUGCGGCAAGGUAACCCAUUUAUGCUUGGCUGGGUCCUGGUCUAUGUCUUCUGAGUGAUAUUAUUUUGUGUGUAUGGUUUUUAUUUUAAUUAUAUCGUAUAUGUAUAUAUACUUGUCACUUUUGACGUUAGUAUAUACUCAGCCCCUGAACUUGGUUAUUUUUGACGAGGGGCACCAGAAUCUUGGUGCUACACAACGUCCCCCAUCUUGAUGAGAUGUUUCCUCAAGAUACCGAUUACUUCAUCUGCUUUCUACUAUCCCCAUUAGGCAUAUAACGUGUAGAUUUGCUGUCAAUGUUUGUGUAGGGAUGUUCCAGAUAGUCGAGUACUGUAUAUUAUUCGAUCUGUUUGACUGGGAUUCUGAGAGAAGCUUUGAGGACUUUUCUGGGACCAUUAACGUUAAAGUGAAGUGUAGUGUAACUACAGCCGAAUGGCAUCCACCUCCCCAUUUAAAGUAAAACCCUAUCUAGAUCGAUGAGCUGAAUUUGCUUGGGCUUUAGUACCAUUUCGACGUAUAGCUUGCCACACAUCGGAUAUGGUUGGUCCUCCUUGUUUAGGAGCCUGAUUAGCAAUCAAGCUGGGCCCUCCUGGAAUGAUCAAAUCAUUGGGUGGUUGACUUGGCUGAUCCCUCAGAAUCAGGACUUAGAAAGUCUCAAAUCCUUGCCCUCUUGUGCAGAUCGUGUUCUACCCAACUUUUGAGUGCUGCUUUCUUGCUGCGAGUCAUUUUUGCCUGGCUAACUGCCCAGAAAAUUUUCCUCUUUGUGGUGGCUAAAUUCUCCCACGGUCUUGGUUUUAUAACCAGGAAACUUGAACCUAUUUCGAAGAAUGAUUGAGAGAGAGUACAACGAAUUCUGAAUCAGCAUACUCUACAGUUUGCUCAGUGUUGAGGAUUGGAUUAAGGGAUCUGAGAUAAACCAACCGACUCAUCGAUCAUCUGUGGAAUUUCUGACUAAACCCGUCUGUAAUCAUCUGAAUGGAAAUCCAUAUACUCGACAGAUUCACGGUAAUCAUCCAUUUAUUUUUCUUCCUUUUUGGCGUUAAUGGUCUCCUUAUUUUUGCUUUGAAAGAUGUAACUUUUUUUUUUAAUUUUUUAUCAGAGUUGAUUCUAUAACCUGUUCAGUGGUUGGGGGGGGAAGAAUCAACUCAAGAACAUUUUUACAGCGACGAACGUUUCUGUUGGACUUCUUAUAACUUAGUCAAAAACGAGAAGAACACUGUUGGGAUUUUAUUAUUAUUUAUUUUAUUUUAUUUUUUCUCAUUCUUUCUUGAUUUCCAGGUCUGUUUUAGCAUUCAUUUAUUGAAGGGAAUAAUAUCCUUGGGAACUUGUUGAAAUUUCUUGACAUUAUCCUUUUUCAGGAGAUGGCUUUUAGUGAGGCCUCGUGA